Molecule: messenger RNA, 1941 nt
Organism: Lactuca sativa (garden lettuce)
Lineage: Eukaryota; Viridiplantae; Streptophyta; Magnoliopsida; Asterales; Asteraceae
Source: RefSeq, a predicted model, not a curated record
UUCAAAAGUCGUAUUGAACACCCAUAUAGUUAGGCUCUGAGACUAACAAACAAAUUUAUUCAUCCAAACAACCUAAACCCCAAAAUCGGUAUCUGUUUCUCGUUUCGAUAAGACAAAACAGCAAACAGUUACGAGACGCAUCGAUUUGUUGGAUUAAUCUUGUGAAUCACCUUCUUUUUCUUUUUCUUUUUGUAUACUGUUUACUAGAAUCGGUUUCUUCUUUACAAUUUUGAUCGGAUUCCAUGAUCGAAUCUUCCCCAGGGUUCUUAUCUGAACAUCUACUGAUUCAUUUUCAAAUUUGAAGUAUUGGACGUUGAUGAGUCGCUGUGGCUUUCUGAUCAACGAUGUGUUUGCGUGGAUUUUACAUUUGGAUGUUCUUUGACGUGCAAAGAAUCUUUGGUAUAUAUUAGAGGCUUGAUGUUAUGGGAUAGCGAAUAUCAAUCUUAAAAUGACAGAAAACAACACAGAUUCAAUAAUGGCAAUAGAAGAAACUGGCAAAUCUUUAAAAGAAACUCUUCGUGCUCAACAACAACUACUUCAAAAACUUUACAAUGAAUUAGAUGUAGAAAGAGAAGCCUCUUCAUCAGCAGCUAGUGAAGCAUUAGCAAUGAUUCUUCGUCUUCAAGGAGAAAAAGCUUCUGUAAAAAUGGAGUCGGAGCACUACAAAAGAUUAGCAGAAGAAAAAAUGUGUCAUGCAGAGGAAUCGAUUGAAAUAUUCGAAGAACAAAUCCACCAAAAAGAAAUGGAAAUUGCUUCAUUAGAUUGUCAACUUCAAGCCUACAGAUACAAGCUAGCAAGCUUAGGGUUUGAAGAUAUUGGAGCCAGUGAAACAAGCCAUGAAAGUCUUUUGAGAAGAAACUCUGCACCCCCAAAACUUCUGAGACUUGCUUAUUUGAAAAGAAAUCGAUCCAUAAGUCCAGAUUCUGAUAUAAUUUCAAGAACAUUGGAUGAAAAUGAAGGGGAAGAUGAAAGUUUAGAGAAACAAAGUUAUUGGGAUCAGAUUCGAAAGUUGGAUAAGAUAGUUGAAGAGAUGGCAGAUGAUGAAUAUGUCAGUUUAAGGGUUAAAUCUUCAAAAUCUUCAUCAGGGUUAUCUCAAUUUAAUGAAUUAGAUGAAAAUCAAAGUGUCAAAAAGUUGGAAAAUGAUGAGAUGCCUUCGGAUACUUGUUCUUUAAGUGUGCAUGAUGUGUUUGAAGUCCCUGAAAUUGUUUUAAACCAUGAAAACGAGGUGAAAGAUAAUAAUGGGAAAUUGAUCUUGGAAAGUGAAAAUAAGUUGGAAAAAGUGUUGAUUUUUCCUGAAGAGGCUAUAAAAUCAUACGAAAAAAUGUUACUUUUGAAACAGAAAGAAAAGGAGGUUUUUUUGCCUAGAGAGAAUAUUGUUGUGGAUUGCCAGAUGGCGAUUGAUUGUCCUGUUGAAGGGUCAUCUCAACAAGUGAAGAGAAGAGAAGAUGAGAUAGAAGAUGAACAAGUUGGAAUUACAGGAAAAGAAGAAGUGUUGAGAUUGUUAAAUGAGAUAAAUCAGAAAUUGGAUUCAAUACAAUUUGAGAUCAGAAAUGGGAAAAAGAAAAAUGAAAAAAUGUCUCAGAGCUAUGACUUGCAAAUGCUUCAACUUUCAGAGGCAAUGCUGCACUUUUGGCUGUAAUGUGAUUUAACAAUCUUCCUAAUUGGUGAUUUACCAUGUAAGUGUUUAUGUUUCUAACUACGAGGUUUGGUGUGUAAAGUGAGAGUGGUUCUUGUGAUUUGAUUGGUUGGUGGCUUUUUAGAUUUGUUUGUACCUAUGGCAUAUAUACUUGUACAUAUCAUAUACUGUAUUUUUGAAGUCGCAGUUGCAGUGAAAGUUGACUCAAUAGUGGUGGAAUUGUAUUUUGAGAUAACACUAAAUGAAUUCUUGCAGUGUAAUUGUUGAUUCUAGCUAAAAGAUACUUAAGAAGUAUAAUUUUUAUA